Messenger RNA from Solea solea (common sole), 5450 nucleotides. RefSeq names its product polymerase (DNA directed), alpha 1 (gene pola1). The record is from RefSeq and is a predicted model, not a curated record. Lineage: Eukaryota; Metazoa; Chordata; Actinopteri; Pleuronectiformes; Soleidae. The transcript has 37 exons. Gene Ontology annotation, molecular function: purine nucleotide binding; pyrimidine nucleotide binding; single-stranded DNA binding. Gene Ontology annotation, biological process: lagging strand elongation; leading strand elongation; DNA replication. Bases 115 to 4524 code for a protein of 1469 amino acids. Gene Ontology annotation, cellular component: alpha DNA polymerase:primase complex.
CCUGCUUAUGACUUUCCCCGGGAAAGCAGUUUGGCGCGGACUGUAGUUGCUUCUGUUGUUGUUGUGUUACUACAUUAGUGACAGAGCAGCUGUCAGACAACAAAAUCGACGCUCAUGGCUCCGGUGUCAAACCCAGAUAAAGAUGUGGAAAGUCCGAGCGGCGAUGAUGGAGGUGAUUCCUGUGGACUGGCCAAGUCUCGCUCCAGACGAGAGAAGAGAGAGAAGGUGGGGAGGAAGUCUGCACUAGAGCAGCUCAAGAAGGCCAAGAAGGGGGAGAAGAUCAAAUAUGAAGUUGAGGAGUUCACCAGUGUGUAUGAGGAGGUGGACGAGGAGCAGUACUCAAAGAUGGUGCAAGAGCGACAGGAGGACGACUGGAUCAUUGAUGAUGACGGAACAGGAUACGUGGAGGACGGGAGAGAAAUCUUUGAUGACGAUUUGGAGGAGGAUGUAGUGGAGAACAAGAAAGGAAAAGCAGGUGCUAAAGCAGCAAACUCUAAGAAAGGUGCGAAGAAACCUGUCGUGGCCAAACCCAACACGAUCAAGAGUCUCUUCAUGAACAGCAAUGUCAAGAGGCCUGCUGAGAAAGACGUGGACCUUUCCAAAGACGACUUAUUGGGAGAUAUCUUACAGGAUUUGCAUUCUGAGAAACGAUCUCCUCUUGCUCCUCCACCUGUGGUCACUCUGAAGAAGAAGAAGUCUCUUGGAUCACCCAUGAAUCCAUUUUCCAUCAAAGCUCAAACACCAAAGGAGUCGCCCUCCGCUAAGACGCUAAAGGCUAAAGUGAUCCGUCCACCGCCUUCUGAUCCGACCCCGAGGCCGUCAGCUCGUCUUCCUCCCUCCACAACUGCUCCUCCUUCAGAGAAGCAGAGAGUAAAAGUGGAGGAACCAGAAGAAGAGGAAGUCAAUGACGCUCUGGCAUUUGAUGGUGUGGAUUUUGAUGAACCGAUGGAGGUUGGAUUUGAGGAGAAGACGCCCGCAGUGACAGAGGAAGCUGAGCCUAAAGCAGUGGCUGCGGUGAAGAUGGAGGCUAAAGCAGAGACUCUGGAUCCUGCUCUAUUGUCUAGCAGGAUUGGAGGCUCGUGGGGACAGGAGGAGGAGGGAGCUGUCAGUGAGGCUCCAGCAGAGGUGCAGGUGGACUCCAGCAAACUGCCCCUAGUGGAGGGGCCAGAGGGGGACCAGGUGUUCCGCUUCUAUUGGUUGGAUGCCUUUGAAGACCCCUACAGUCAACCAGGUGUAGUGUACCUGUUUGGAAAAGUGUGGAUCGAAUCUGCAAAGUCUCACGUCAGCUGCUGUGUUUCCGUCAGGAACAUCGAGCGCACCAUGUACUUCCUGCCUCGUGAAUAUAAAGCGAACCCUAAGACUGGGGAGGUGUCGGACACUCCUGUGAAGAUGAUGGAUGUUUACCAGGAGUUCAACGACCUCUCGGAGAAGUUCAAGAUCAUGAAGUUUAAGUCCAAGAUGGUGGAGAAGAACUACUGUUUUGAAAUUCCAGAUGUGUCCAGUCAGAGCCAGUACCUGGAAGUCCGAUAUUCCGCUGAGUUUCCCACGCUACCCUCCGACCUUAAGGGGGCGACGUUCUCCCACAUUUUUGGCGCCAACACCUCCAGUUUGGAACACUUUCUCCUCAGUAGGAAAAUCAAAGGGCCUUGCUGGCUUGACAUCAAAACACCACAGUUGAUCAGCCAGCCGGUGAGCUGGUGUAAAGUGGAGGCUCUGGCCCUGAGGAGUGACCUGGUCUCUGUGGUUAAAGACCUGUCCCCUCCACCGGUCACCGUCAUGUCCAUCAGCCUCAAGACGAUCCAGAACCCCAAGACGCACCACAACGAGAUUGUGUCACUAGCUGCACUUGUUCAUUAUCAGUUCCAUAUGGAUAAAGCUCCACCUCAACCUCCCUACCAGACCCACUUCUGUGUGGUCAGUAAACCUGCAGACUGCAUUUUCCCAUACGACUUCAGAGAUGCUGUUAAGAAGAAGAAUGGGAAGGUGGAGAUCGCUGCUACUGAGCGGACUCUGCUCGGCUUCUUCUUGGCCAAGAUGCACAAGAUUGACCCGGAUGUGCUUGUGGGUCACGACAUCUUUGGUUUUGACCUGGAAGUGAUUCUGCAGAGGAUCAACGUCUGCAAGGUUCCACAUUGGUCCAAGAUGGGACGUCUCAGGAGGGCCAACAUGCCAAAAUUAGGGGGUCGUGGUUCCUUUGCAGAGAAGAGCGCCACCUGUGGCCGUCUGGUGUGCGACGUGGAAAUCUCAGCCAAGGAGCUCAUCCGCUGUAAAAGUUACCAUCUGACCGAGUUGACUGCACAGGUGCUGAAGACAGAGAGAGUCACAGUUUCUCAGGACGACAUCAAAAAUCUCUACAAUGACUCCCCUCACCUGCUCUACCUGUUGGAGUUGACGUGGACGGAUGCCAAGCUGAUCCUCCAGAUGAUGUGUGAGCUCAACGUGUUGCCACUGGCCCUGCAGAUUACCAACAUCGCGGGGAACGUCAUGUCUCGUACUCUGAUGGGCGGUCGAUCUGAGAGGAAUGAGUUCCUGUUGCUUCACGCCUUCCAUGACAAAAACUACAUCGUCCCAGACAAACUGUCCUUCAAAAAGGCUCAGCUGGCUGAUGGUGAGGAAGACGUUGAUGCAGGGAAAGGCAAAAGAAAGAAGAAGGCUGCCUAUGCUGGAGGUCUAGUGUUGGAUCCUAAAGUUGGUUUCUAUGAUAAGUUUGUGCUGCUGCUCGACUUCAACAGCCUGUAUCCGUCAAUCAUCCAGGAGUUCAACAUCUGCUUCACCACUGUGCAGAGGGAGGCUUACAACCAGAAGAAGAAACAUGAGGACGAUGACUCGGAGGACAUUCCCGAGGUUCCAGAUUCCGACCUGGAAAUGGGGAUCCUGCCCAAGGAAAUCAGGAAGCUGGUUGAGCGGCGUAGACAAGUCAAACAGCUGAUGAAACAGCAAGACAUCAACCCAGACCUUUACCUGCAGUAUGAUAUCCGUCAGAAGGCUCUGAAGCUGACCGCUAACAGCAUGUAUGGCUGCCUGGGAUUCAGCUUCAGCCGCUUCUAUGCAAAGCCCCUCGCAGCUCUGGUCACACACAAGGGUAGAGAGAUUCUGAUGCACACAAAAGACUUGGUUCAGAAGAUGAAUCUGGAAGUCAUCUAUGGAGAUACUGACUCAAUUAUGAUCAACACCAACAGCAGGUCUCUGGAGGAAGUCUUCAAACUUGGGAAUAAGGUGAAGGCGGAAGUGAACAAGCUGUACAAACUGCUGGAGAUCGACAUUGACGGUGUGUUUAAGUCACUUCUACUGCUGAAGAAAAAGAAAUACGCCGCCUUGGUUGUGGAGAACCACGGUGAAGGACAGUACAGCGUCAAGCAGGAGCUUAAAGGCUUAGACAUUGUCCGCAGGGAUUGGUGUGACCUGGCCAAAGAAUGUGGCAACUAUGUGAUUGGUCAGAUCUUGUCGGACCAGAGUCGGGAUGUCAUUGUGGAGAACAUCCAGAAACACCUGAUGGAAGUGGGGGAGAAGGUAGCAAAUGGAUCUAUACCUCUCAACCAGUACGAGAUAAACAAGGCGCUGACUAAGGAUCCUCAGGACUAUCCAGACAAGAAGAGCCUCCCUCACGUUCAUGUGGCACUGUGGAUCAACUCUCAGAGUGGCCGACGGGUCAAAGCCGGAGACACAGUCUCAUACAUUAUCUGCAAGGAUGGCUCUACGCUGGCAGCCAGUCAAAGAGCCUACGCUUUGGAACAACUCCAGAAGCAGGAGGGACUCAGUCUGGACAAUCAGUACUACCUGGCCCAGCAGAUCCACCCCGUGGUGUCUCGCAUCUGUGAGCCCAUCGAGGGCAUUGACGGUGUGGUCAUAGCCACGUGGCUGGGUCUGGACCCCAGCCAGUUCCGGGCUCAGCAGCAGUACCAGAGGGAGGAGGAGGCCGAAGACACGCUGGGAGCGACGCUCCAACUGAGCGAUGAAGAGCGUUUCAAAGACUGUGAGAGGUUCACGUUCACCUGCCCUCAGUGUGCCACUGACAACAUCUACGACAGCGUCUUUGAAGGAGCUGGAUCAAAGUUGGAGCCCGGCUUGUUGCGUUGUUGUCACGUCCCCUGUGGAUGCAGCCCCAUCGACUACGCCGUCAACAUCAGCAACAAACUGCUGCUUGACAUCCGUCGCCACAUCAAAAAAUACUACUCUGGCUGGUUGGUGUGCGAGGACCAGAUCUGUCAGAACAGGACCAGACGUUUGCCCAUCGCCUUCUCCCGACACGGACCCAUCUGCCCCGCCUGCACCAGGGCAACUCUCCGACCUGAGUACUCUGAGAAGGCCCUGUACAACCAGUUGUGCUUCUACAGGUUCAUCUUCGACUGGGACCACGCUGCCGCCAAAGUUCAGACUGAAGAGAGAACUCGAGUUGGCAGUUGGAACAAGGAGAAGGAAGUGUACCGGAGGCUGAAGGAAGUGCCCGACAAAGUGUUGGCCACCAGUGGCUACUCGGAGAUUAAUCUGUCCAAACUCUUCCAGGCCUUCUCCACCCUCAAGUAAAACAACACUCUCACACCACCACCACCACCACUGGGAGACUCAAAGCUGGACAUUAGCUGGACAAACUAUGAAAAUAAAGCUCUUUUCUCAGUUUUUUUGGUAUUUGUAAUGUAAUAUAAUGGAUUAUUUUAGGCUCUGACCUUCAUAUCACUCUCCGUGGACCUUUUUUUUUGUAUAGCUUCAAAUCAAAUCACACCCCUUUUCUCCACCACUUUCUUCACACACACACACACACACACAAUGACACUGAAGUACACACUUCUGGUUUGACCCCAUCACCCAGGCUCUGUAUGGUAAAGGGGAGUAGCAAUCAUACUUAAAUGACAGUCUAUUGUGUGUGUAUGGAGGCUGGCUGUGUCCGUGUGUGUGUGUGUAAAAAUGACUUAUUCUCAGAGCAGCCAGCGUACUCCAAAAGCCGCUAAUUAGCCAAUGAUAGUGACUCUGGUCACUAAGACCACUGGAUGCCUGCAGUGAUCGGACACUUGUUCUGAUUACCACCAUUCAUCCCGAGUGUGCGAGUGUGUGCGUGUGUGUGUGCGUGUGUGUGUGCGCGUGCGUGCUCACUCACACUCCUGUGUGUCAGAUCAGAUAAUGACAGAACGAAUAAGGAGGAUGCAGGGAGUGACAGGGUGAAGGAGGCCACACGCGCUGCUCCCUCUCUCUCUUUUGUCUCCAUAUCGAACAGCUCAUCUCCUUCUCCUCCACUGCCUCUGUUUAACUGAUGUCAUUUGAUCCAUUUCACUCCUCUCCUCCUCCCUCCUCCGUUCAGAUUGUGUUUUAAUGUGUGUAAUUUUCCAUGUAUCCCUCUUGCGUUGCUCGGGAGGGUUUAUGUAACGAUUUUUUUUUUGUAAUGACUAGAAUAUUUCGUGUUUUGAUAUUGAUGAGAAUCGUCUUGAUACUGAAACUUCAAUAAAAGUCUAAAUAGA